Molecule: messenger RNA, 791 nt
Organism: Lasiosphaeria miniovina
Lineage: Eukaryota; Fungi; Ascomycota; Sordariomycetes; Sordariales; Lasiosphaeriaceae
Exons: 1
Coding region: 119-541 (140 amino acids)
Source: RefSeq, a predicted model, not a curated record
CGCAACGGAGCGAGUUACGACCCGCUCGCAACACCCUCCCAUUCGUGCCAUAUGAGGACUGGGUCCCAGGCCAAUUAUAUGAACAACACCCACCCACCUGCAUGCGCUACAUCAUGGAAUGGAAGUUGACACUGAACAAGAGAGCAGCGGUCAAGCAGACCGAAGAAAACCUCGUGAUGGCUCCAAGCGACUUCUGGAACCAGGAGCUGGCAUGCAAGAUCGCCGAUAUCGUGCGGUCGAAGGGCAAACCUAUAGCGCCGACUCAACAACGAUCGCAAUCUCCGUGAACGACCGCUCCGAGAGGGAUAUAACAAAGCACUUCAAAGAGUUGCAGAUUGACUGGCCGGUGGCGGAGAGGCAACUCCAAUCGUGGAGCCACCUUCUCCGCAUUGGCAAGACCUUAGAAAAGCAGCCCGCACCGCUGGACGGGGGGCUACUGCUACUCAGCUGGCCGAGAGGGAUGUUCGGCUCGAUGCGGAGCAGGUGGCCUCUGGUGCGCCGGACGCCUGGAGGCAUGUAUACACUAUCUUUAGAUGCCUAGAACCCCCAUGCAAUCGGGGGCCCUACUGCUAGUCGUGCGCUGGAGGGAGCCGCCGACGUGUGGGUGACGGCGGUGGCAAUGGGCUUGGCCGCGGGGGUUUGUGCACGGCCCCCUAUCGAUAAGACUAUCGAUAAGGAAAUAGUGAGGCUUUACCGGCAUGCAGAGCUGCGAAGCCACAACCACGGGCCACCAAACCAUAGCGGUAGGAAACCCCUUUCCGUCGUUCAUACCACCUUCGCCUGUCUACAUC